UCAACCAAAGCAUUUGUAGUGAGACUUUGACCGCAGUCUACAUCUCUAAUCUCGAAAAUUUGUUAACGGUUUGGCGUCUCCCUCGUGUUUGAAGGUUUUCUGUACUUUUACGUAAAAUAUGGAUGAUGAGGAUGAAACAUAUAAAUUGUGGCGCAUCAGAAAAACCGUGAUGCAGCUAUGCCAUGACAGAGGUUAUCUUGUCACGCAAGAUGAAUUGGAUCAGACGUUAGAACUAUUCAAGGAACAGUUUGGAGAUAAGCCUAGUGAGAAAAGGCCGGCUAGGAGUGAUCUUAUUGUUCUUGUGGCGCAUAACGAUGAUCCUACGGAUCAGUUGUUCGUUUUCUUCCCAGAUGAACCAAAAAUCGGCAUCAAAACCAUCAAGACAUAUUGCCAGCGCAUGCAAGAAGAGAAGAUCCAUAGAGCAAUAAUUGUUGUCCAGCAAGGCAUGACACCAUCUGCUAAGCAAUCGCUAGUAGAUAUGGCACCAAAAUAUAUACUGGAACAGUUUCUGGAAUCUGAAUUACUGAUAAAUAUUACCGAACACGAAUUGGUACCUGAGCACAUUGUCUUAACUCCGGAUGAGAAAGAGGAACUAUUGACAAGAUAUAAGCUAAAGGAAAAUCAGCUGAUGCGAAUACAAGCUGGCGAUCCAGUGGCACGAUAUUUUGGUUUGAAACGUGGACAAGUUGUUAAAAUAAUCAGAUCGUCAGAAACCGCAGGAAGAUACAUAUCCUAUAGGUUGGUUUGUUGAGGAGAGAAAAGAAAAAAGAGUAAAGAAGAACAGAAUCGUGAAAAUCUCUCAGAUUAAAAAAAAAAGAUAUUUAUUAAAAGGUAAAAAAAAUGCAGCUCGAAAUUUGACAUUUAUUGUAGCAGUAUUUUAUAAUGGUGCAUCGUUUUGCAUCUAGCAUUAUAAUAUCUGCAAUUAUACAUUAUUAUGCUAUGAAAUAAUCUGUCGCAUUGAGUAUUAAACAUUGUACAGUUAGCAGCAAUGAAUAAUUACAGUUCUCAUACGUGAAA
This is a messenger RNA of Atta colombica, 1017 nucleotides long. RefSeq names its product DNA-directed RNA polymerases I, II, and III subunit RPABC1 (gene Rpb5). Bases 119 to 751 code for a protein of 210 amino acids. The transcript has 3 exons. Gene Ontology annotation, cellular component: RNA polymerase III complex; RNA polymerase I complex; RNA polymerase II, core complex. Gene Ontology annotation, molecular function: DNA binding; DNA-directed RNA polymerase activity. Lineage: Eukaryota; Metazoa; Arthropoda; Insecta; Hymenoptera; Formicidae. The record is from RefSeq and is a predicted model, not a curated record. Gene Ontology annotation, biological process: DNA-templated transcription.